AUGACGUCUGGCGCAAAUCAAGGCCAAUACCGACGCUACAACAUCCGCGACCGCAAGAGACUUCUCACCGCAUUCAGAGACGGGACCAGGAAGGAAAAAGUCACGUUUUGCCGUGAGCAUUCGAUAACCCAGGGGACCUGGCGAGGAUGGCGUCAAAAGGAGUCGGCCAUCUUGUCGACCAAACGUCAAGGCAGUCGUGGGUCCCUGGGUGGCCAGGGAGACUUCUUCGGCACAUCUGCACCCGCCAUCGCCUGUCCCAACGACGUCCAAGCGUAUCCAAAGAUCGGCAAGAAGUUCUCGACCAUGUCUGGCUUGGCUACGCUGCGCACGUUUGGUAGAAGUACUCUGAUCUCCCGGACGCGCAUAUUCUCAGUACGGAUGAAACAGGUGUCUACUUCGACAUGUACCUCGCAAGACGUACGCUGA
Molecule: messenger RNA, 426 nt
Organism: Aphanomyces astaci
Lineage: Eukaryota; Oomycota; Saprolegniomycetes; Saprolegniales; Verrucalvaceae
Exons: 2
Coding region: 1-426 (141 amino acids)
Source: RefSeq, a predicted model, not a curated record